AUACAGUAGUUCAACAAAAGUCACAUACUUCAGGAUACUUGCUGCAGAGCUGACCUUCUAGGAAAGAGUUGGCAUUCCCAUGAGCAAUGGAGAAAAUCUAUGACAAUGCUGUUGAUGUCAAAACCCUAAGCUCAAGAUCAUCAACAAUACAAGAAGGUCCCAGGAGACUUCUCAGAGCGUCUGUUCUCGGUCUGGGGCUGCUGAGUGUUUUCCUGCUGGCUGGACUCAUCGGCCUCGCUGUCCACUACCAUUACUCAGUAGGUGGUGCCGCUGCAGAUUUCUCCGCUGUCAAAGCAGACCUGUCCUCAGUGACUGAAGAGAGAGACAACCUGACUGAGCGUCUCCAAGCCAGAGAUCAGCUGAUCAACCAGCUGAAGGCCAACCUCACUGAAAAGACCAGAGAGGUUGAGUGUUUGAAGAAAUCGUGUCCUGAAGGAUGGAGGAAGUUUGAUAGUUCCUGUUAUCUCUUCUCUACUGAGAAACGUUCAUGGGAACAAAGCAGAGACAACUGCACAGCCAGAGGAGCACAUCUGGUGAUCGUAGACAGUGAGGAAGAACAGGAAAUCAUAACUAGCAUGAUCAAGGAAGACACUUGGAUUGGUUUGAGUGACAGAGAAGAGGAGGGGACCUGGAAAUGGGUGGAUGGAUCUCCACUGAAUCUGAAUCUGACGUUUUGGAGCAGAGGAGAGCCUAAUGAUUAUCAUAAAGGAGAGGACUGUGCCCACAUCAAACCUGACACCAAAAGGUGGAACGACGCGUCCUGUGAGCACGAUCUGCAUUGGAUCUGUGAGAAAGAAGCUUAACAUUGGUGUCUGUUUGGAUACCAAACAUGCAAUCAUGCUUUUACAAUUUAUUUUAAAUUGAGUUAUUUAAAACUAUUCAAAAUGCCUGAUUUCAUGAAUAAGAAUUACGUUUCAUGACUCGCAAAAUCACAAUUAGUUUUUUGUUUUUUUUUCAAACUAAUAUCAGCAAUAAAUAAAUAGUCAUUUAAUAUGUUUUUGCCAACUUUUAUUUGACUCAAUUAAAUUAGUAUUUGUAAUAAUCCUUUUACAUAUCAACAUAAAAACAGCUUCCUAAAAACAUCUGCUGAUAAGCCCACAGUUCCUGAAAGCUAUAAUAUUGAAGGUGCCUUAUUGAGCAGAAUAUGAUAUAAAUAAGAAGAAUAAAAACUGUCAAACAUUAUUGAAUAAUUCAGAAAUAUACAACAAUACUCUAGUCUCAGCAUUGGUCUAACUUGUUCAAAUGUGUAAAAUAGCCUGUGUGUUUAUACAGUAUGUUUCCUAACAAUGACCUCUUGUGGCCAUGUGAGUACAAAUCUAUUGCAGGUAUUUAACAUUCAUAGGUACCAGCCACUUUGUACAUACUGUAAGAACUAGUGCUGUAAAUUAAUACAAACAUGUAUGUAUGUUUAUUACAAUAAUAAUCUGGGACUUUAACUGCAGGAUUUGCUCAUGAUUCAUUAAAAAAGUAAACUGCCUUUUAUUUGAAGUUAAUUACAGACCUUUAGUAAAUGGGCAAAUUAGAUAUAGCUAGAUCAGGAAAUGGCAACUUUCGUUGAGCAUGCAUACAAAGAUAAAAACCGUAAAAACAUAUUGUGGGUGUAUUACAUGUUCUCUGACAAGAUAAAGCUCUUCCACUUCAACACAUUGCUGUUAUCAGAUAAAAAGCAGCUUUACCACUUCACCUUUUUUUCUCAAAGUGAACAACUCCUCCCUGAAAGUUGUCUUGAAUGAUGUGCACUUUUUAUAUUUAUGAUCAGCAGCAGACAGAGUACUUCAGAGGAAAGACAUUUGUGUUUAUCAGCAUUUAAAAUUAAGAUCCCUGCUUUCACAACAAUGUCAUGCUAUUCUCUUUUUAUUAACCAGUAAAACAGAUCUAUACAGGAUCAAUACAUUUAGAAUAUUAUUAAUCUUUAUGGCUUUGUAGGAUGAUAUGUCUCUAUUUAACACAAUGGACUUGAUUAUCUCACUUGUUUCAGUCUUAAAUCUGUAUUGUCAAUGUGCUUUGGCAAUAGUAUGUUUUUAAUAUGGGCAUGUCAAUAAAGCUUAUUUGAAUUUG
Messenger RNA from Trematomus bernacchii (emerald rockcod), 2058 nucleotides. RefSeq names its product C-type lectin domain family 4 member E-like. Bases 87 to 803 code for a protein of 238 amino acids. Lineage: Eukaryota; Metazoa; Chordata; Actinopteri; Perciformes; Nototheniidae. The record is from RefSeq and is a predicted model, not a curated record. The transcript is spliced from 7 exons.